UUGAAUUUUUGUUGAAAUGCCCCCUACGAACAAGUUCCUAAGUUAUUUGUCAAACGUCUUGUAAUUAAUUUCAUUAAAUCCUCACAUAAUUAUCGAAAUUUAUCCAUUCAGUGUGCAAAUUACUGCCGAAGCCGUUAUAAACUGAAAAAUGGCGUCUAUCUCUCAUUGUAUAAAAUUCACAAGGCUUACGUCAAUGUUUAUUGGCUUACUUAUUCUGUUUUUCUUCAGUAUUGACUUUUGCUUAUGUUCUCCUUGAUGGAUUUUUGAUAGUGUUUGUGAUUUUAGCAAAAUAGUGCAGGAUGGCUGCACACUUUCAACCCAAUGAAGUGAAAUUGGAGGAACAGUCUGAGAAUGUUACUGAAAUUCAAUCAUAUCUGGCUGGAUUUCAAAAAGAAAUUGGCUCUGAUGUAACUAUUCAACAAGUGUCCGAUGAUGUGGAAGAUGAAGAAGAAGGCACAUAUUUUGUUGACCAAGCUGGUCAUUACUAUUUCCAAGCUAAAGGAGACGCACAACCGGUUAUGACAGUGGUUUCCACCCCUGGAUUGUCUUCUAGCAAUGACGAUAGGGAAGAAUAUAUUAUAAAUGCUGAAAAUGAUAAAUCUGAUGGAGAUACAGAACAUAAAACAUCUGGUAAUAUAUUAAUUAAUACUGGAGACACUUAUCAAAGGGUCUCUUUAGUACCUUCUGAUGAUGCAUCUGCAGAAAUGAGUUAUGUUUUAAUUGUACAAGACCCAUCUGAUAUAAAAGAUGGAGAAGGGGAUGGUGAUCAGGAUAUGGCUGUGUAUGACUUUGAUGAAGCUGAAGAAAGUGGUGAAGUUGUUGAUUCUGAUAUCGAAGACGACAAAUCAAAAAUCGUAAAAAUAGUUCCACGAAAAUCUCAAGUAGUUGCUCAGGCUCAUAUGUGCAACUAUUGUAAUUACACUAGUUCUAAGAGGUAUCUAUUAUCCAGACAUAUGAAAUCCCAUUCUGAAGAAAGACCACAUAAGUGUAGUGUUUGCGAAAGAGGAUUUAAAACUUUAGCUUCUCUACAAAAUCAUGUGAAUACGCACACAGGAACGAAACCACAUAGUUGCAAAUUCUGCUCAGCUGCUUUUACAACUUCAGGUGAAUUGGUUAGGCAUGUUAGGUACCGCCACACCCACGAAAAGCCACAUAAGUGUGAUGAAUGUGAUUAUGCAAGUGUUGAACUAUCGAAGCUGAAAAGACAUAUAAGAUGUCACACCGGAGAGAGACCUUAUCAGUGCCCUCAUUGCACCUAUGCUAGCCCAGAUACAUUUAAAUUGAAAAGACAUCUCAGAAUACACACUGGAGAGAAGCCGUAUGAAUGUGAUAGGUGUCCGGCUAAAUUCACACAGUCCAACAGUUUGAAAGCGCACAAGUUGAUCCAUAAUGUAGGAGAAAAGCCGGUAUUCCAGUGUGAACUUUGUCCAGCCACAUGUGGUAGGAAAACCGAUCUUCGAAUCCACGUUCAGAAACUACAUACUUCGGAUGCACCGUUGAAGUGUAAGAGAUGUGGCAAUUCAUUCCCCGAUAGGUACAGUUACAAGUUGCAUACCAAAACUCACGAUGGUGAGAAAUGCUACAAGUGUGACAUUUGUACUUACGCUACCAUUUCUGCCCGACAUCUAGAAUCGCAUAUGCUGAUUCAUACUGAUCAAAAGCCUUUCCAGUGUGCGCAUUGCGAUCAGUCUUUCAGGCAGAGGCAGCUCCUCAAACGUCAUGAAAACUUGUACCACAACCCAGACUAUGUACCUCCAGUACCAAAGGAAAAAACACACGAAUGUCCGGAGUGUUCCCGGGCUUUCCGUCAUAAAGGAAACCUGAUCAGGCACAUGGCUGCCCACGAUCCCGAUCCCAGCAUCCAAAAGAAACAGCUGGAGCUCAAGUUGGGUCGCCAAAAGAAGAUCCAGAUGAUUGACGGACAACAGGUAGAGGUGAUGCCUGGCAUGAGUUCUGAGAACGAAGAAGAAGAGAUCGAUAUGAUGGCGGUGGAAGGCUCAGAUGGACAACAAUACGUUGUGUUGGAAGUGAUACAACUCGGGGAUGGCGAUGAACAAGCCAUGGUUGUGGGAGAAGGAUCGGGAGAGAUAGUCGGUGAUAGUAUUUUGCCCGAUCAUGAUCUGAAUGGAGAGGAUGUGAUAAAAGCUUUACAAACGGCCAGAAGAAUUUCUAAAGGUGAAAGCGAUGAGGAAGCAGAGACUGACAAGAAAUUCAAUCCUUCAACACAAACGGACAUGAUGAACUGUUUUGGUUUUGACGAUGAAGAAGAUGAUGAGGAAUCAGAUUCCAAAGAGAGAACAAUCACGUUGCUGGGUGGUGUUAACUAAUUGUCGAAUGUUGUUGGGAGGAAAAGUUGUAGAAGUGUUCUUGCUCUAGGUGUACAUUUUGUACAUAUAUGAUAAACUUUUCCCUUUGAAAAUUUAUAUUGUUGAUUUUAUUAUCUUAUAGUCUGAAAUUGUACAUAUUCAAGUCAAGCAUUUUACUCGAUUACAGUUUUAGUGAUUUUUCAUAUUGAAAUAUAUUUUGAUGAACGUCCAUUCAAAGAGAAAUAAUAAUUUACAUCUGGAUUUUUUGUGAUGUAAUGGGGUAUUUUUGGAAAACUUAAUUUUUAUGAUACUUCCCCCUUAAUUUAUUUGUUAUUUAUGAACCAAAUUAGUUUGAUGGCUAUGGAAAUGUUUUCAGUGCAGUUGUUUCAUUUGUAAUUUAUAUACUACAAAGAUUGAUUGUUUUUUCCAGUAUUUAUUUCAAGAUUUUUCGAGGAUAUCCUUUUUUUUUUUUUUUUGAAUAUUGGUUGGUCAAAUAAAUCUUAUUACACAGUU
Harmonia axyridis is the source of this 2819-nucleotide messenger RNA. RefSeq names its product transcriptional repressor CTCF-like. The record is from RefSeq and is a predicted model, not a curated record. Gene Ontology annotation, biological process: regulation of transcription by RNA polymerase II. Gene Ontology annotation, cellular component: nucleus. Lineage: Eukaryota; Metazoa; Arthropoda; Insecta; Coleoptera; Coccinellidae. Bases 300 to 2327 code for a protein of 675 amino acids. Gene Ontology annotation, molecular function: RNA polymerase II cis-regulatory region sequence-specific DNA binding; DNA-binding transcription activator activity, RNA polymerase II-specific. The transcript is spliced from 11 exons.